AACAAUAUAGGGAUAUCUAGACUUGCGAAUAUUUUCUAAAAUGUUGUACCGGUUUCUUACAAUACCGUCGACUGAGCAAGCGAUUCCUUUCUUUCAAUGAUGAUCCUCAUUCAGACGAGAUUGUUUCGUCUUCAUUUCUACCAUGUCAUUGUGCCAUCGUUUCUUUUCUAGCCCAGAGAAAGCAAGAGAAGCUGAACCAGAAAAGUUACUCUAUGUAGUCUGUCUGUAUGCUGGAACCCAUACGCAACAACCAGACUAUUUAGCUACCGUAGACGUUGACUCUUCUUCUCCAACAUAUUCUACUGUCGUGUCUCGAACUCCUGUACCUUAUGUUGGAGAUGAAUUACAUCACUUUGGUUGGAAUACUUGUUGUUCUUCCAAGCAAAAAGACUCUUUAGCUCGUCGAUAUUUAAUAGCUGGCGGUCAACGCUCAGGUCGUAUUUACAUAUUUGACACUGCAGAGGAAAGGAAUCCCAAGAUACAUCAUAUUAUUGAACCUGAGGAACUGAAGUCCAAAGUCAAUCUAGGCGCUCCACAUACAGUGCAUUGUCUUCCUGAUGGAAAUAUCAUGAUAAGUAUGUUGGGAGAUUCAGAAGCAAACAAUCCAGGAGGGUUUCUGUUAUUGGACCAAGAAUUCCGUAUCAUUGGUCACUGGGAGAAGAAUAUGAAAGGAGUCGACUUCAACUAUGACUUUUGGUAUCAACCAAGACACAAUAUUAUGGUUUCUACAGAAUGGGCAGCACCCAAAACUUAUUUUCAAGGUUUCGAUUUAGAAGAUGUCAAGGCAGGCAAAUACGGGAGAAAGUUGCAUUUUUGGGACUGGAAAGAACAAAAACUUGUACAAUCUAUCGAUUUGGGUGAAGAUGGAUGGUUACCUUUGGAAGUCCGUUUUCAUCACAAUCCAGAUAGUUGUCAUGGCUUUGUUGGUGUUGCGCUGUCUUCCAACAUUUUUCAUAUAUACAAGUCUCAUAACGGUAGUGAUGAAUGGAAGGCCGAAAAAGUCAUUUCUGUGCCACCUGUUACACCAGAAAAUGCGUCUUCUUCGAUUCCUGCAGUUAUUACUGAUAUACUCAUUUCAAUGGAUGACCGCUUUUUAUACUUUUCUGAUUGGCUGCAUGGAGAUGUCCGUCAGUAUGAUAUCUCGAAUCCUUCAAAGCCAAGAUUAACUGGCCAACUUUGGUUGGGUGGCCUAUUAGAGAAAACUUGCAAGGUUGCUGAUAAUAUAUUAUGUGGAGGUCCACAAAUGCUACAACUUUCUCUUGAUGGAAAGAGAUUGUAUGUCACCAAUUCUUUAUUCAGCUCGUGGGAUAACCAAUUUUAUCCUGAAAUGGCAAAUAGAGGCUCCUAUUUGCUAAAGAUAAUUUGUGACACGGAUAAAGGUGGAAUGGAGAUUGAUCACUCUUUCUUUAUUGACUUUGGAAGAGAGCCUUGUGGUCCUUGUAGAGCUCAUGAAGUACGUUAUCCAGGUGGCGACUGCACUUCGGAUAUUUGGAUGUAAGAAUGGUAUAUAAAAUAUUGCAUUGAAUUGGAUUACUUUGUCUUGCUUGUUGAUUUAUGGAGUGUAAAAGAUGAUUCUCACUAUAUGUCAAAGCCUCUUGUAAAAUACGUAUAACUAGAUUAUUUCGAACAAGUAUCCGACAGCAAGAGCCCUCGUCUUGCAUAUAAAUAUAUAGUCAGGGAU
Galdieria sulphuraria is the source of this 1681-nucleotide messenger RNA. Its product is annotated as selenium-binding protein. Gene Ontology annotation, molecular function: selenium binding. The record is from RefSeq and is a predicted model, not a curated record. Lineage: Eukaryota; Rhodophyta; Bangiophyceae; Galdieriales; Galdieriaceae. The transcript has a single exon. The coding region runs from base 143 to 1498 and encodes 451 amino acids.